Messenger RNA from Cuscuta campestris, 1483 nucleotides. NCBI's taxonomy places the organism in Eukaryota, Viridiplantae, Streptophyta, Magnoliopsida, Solanales, Convolvulaceae. The record is from the annotation of a GenBank genome assembly.
GUUUAUCUCUUAUUCCUUAUUUGGAAUUUAUGCCAUCCCUUCUUAAACCCAUCUUUCAUCCCUGAUUUUCCACUCUUCUUCAUAAUAUCAAAACCCAAAAAGAACUCCUUCACAUUCCCAUAUUUUCAUCCAGCCCAUUUCCCCUUCAUUAUUCCACAAUUCCAUCUCCAAAAAUAACAACUUGAUAAGACCCCCGGUUCACCCCUAACAUCUGGUAUCAGAGCUCAACUUCGACGACUUUCUCAAGUCUCUCAAUCUGUGAGAGCCUAUAUAUACAUGUCUACUUUGUAAAUUGAACACAAGAGAGUAAUUCAGAAAAUUUCCUCCAAAAUAAUUCUUUCAUGGUAUCAGAGCCAAAACCCUAGAAAAUUUUCUACGACUACUGUUCACGAUCGCCCGGCAUGGCGUCCAUCGAUCGUUGCUCAGAUUUAGUUAGUUGUUGCUGUUGCCGGAUAAUGGAACGGUCGACCGUUGCUCUAGAACGGUCGAGCACGUCGACCGUCCCGUCGGCAGAUUGUUUGAUUGAUGCUGCUGUUGAUUCUUCCGCCAACGCCGUACGCCACUCUGCUACCGCCAUGGCCGAUGAACAACCAAGGAAGAUGUUUUUCUCGCUAUCAUCGUGUGUUUCUAGUUUGAAGCUUUCAGGUAUUCCUGUAUCACCGCGGUGGAUUAUAGAUACUGGGGCAUCAAAUCAUAUGACUGGUGAUAUUUCGUUAUUGUAUGAUGUUGUGGGAAUAUCACCGUGUGCAUCUCAUGAUACAGGAAGUACAAAUGAGGUUAUCUUUUAUGACGAAGAUGAAGAACUGCGGACGGAAGAACAGAUGGACCGUUCGGGGAGGGACGGUCGACUGGAGGAAAGCAGCAGAGCAGACCGGCUACAGACGGUCGAUCUGAUGGACCGUUCUGAUGUCCACGGUCGACCGUCCGAAAGGCAGAAUGACGGGUUCCUAAGAGAUGACCAAACGGUCGACCAGGUGGACCGUUCUGAUAUCCACGGUCGACCGUCCGAGAGGCAGAAUGACGUUUCUUUGAGAGAUGAUCAAACGGUCGACCGUGAUGUGGAAGACGGUCGACCGUCUCCGAGGCAGAAAGUUAGCGAUCUGGAACCGCUUCAGACGGUCGACCCCGUGGACCGUUUCAAGGACGGCGGUCGACCGUCCUCUUCUCAGCAGACAGUGGAGAACUUGGGACGUGGUCAGCGUGAGAAACGUCCAAAUAUUGCGGAAUAUGUGGGGGCGAAGCAAAAACUUUUGAACACCUGUUUUGGGUCUGCAGGGUCUCAUCUAAGGUCUGGGAGAGGGCCUUCCAGCUGCUGGGGUUAAACUACAAACUGAACUCCCUGGACAGCAUGGAAGUGGAGUUUGAAAGAAUUAAUUCGGAGAAAAUUCUCUUGUAUUUCUUGUGUUUACAAUUUACAACCAAGGCAUGUAUAUAUAGGUUUUCAGAAGUUGAGAAUCCUAAUUAACAAAGGAAAGAGAAUCCC